AUGUCUGGGGUUUGGGCGUUCAAGGACGGUGUCGUUCGACUUGUGGAGAACGACAAGGAUAACGCCGCGGAGUACCACGGCAAGAAAAAGCUAGUCCACGUGCCCUCGAAUGAGGUGAUGGCAUCAUACGAUAUGUUGCAGAGUAAAUUAACGGAGCUUGGAUGGGAGAGGUACUAUGAGGAUCCUGGACUUCUGCAGUUUCACAAGAAAUCAACGAUUAAUCUCAUCUCUCUCCCCAAAGAUUUCAACAAGUUCUGGCCUGUGCACAUGAACGACAUCAUCGUCAAGAAUCCAAAUGUGUUUGAAGUUAGAGAUGUUGAGUGA
Molecule: messenger RNA, 324 nt
Organism: Salvia hispanica
Lineage: Eukaryota; Viridiplantae; Streptophyta; Magnoliopsida; Lamiales; Lamiaceae
Product: flowering-promoting factor 1-like protein 3
Biological process (GO): regulation of flower development
Source: RefSeq, a predicted model, not a curated record